Rhizoctonia solani is the source of this 534-nucleotide messenger RNA. RefSeq names its product Retroviral aspartyl protease. Bases 1 to 534 code for a protein of 177 amino acids. Lineage: Eukaryota; Fungi; Basidiomycota; Agaricomycetes; Cantharellales; Ceratobasidiaceae. Gene Ontology annotation, molecular function: nucleic acid binding; zinc ion binding. The record is from RefSeq and is a predicted model, not a curated record. The transcript has a single exon.
AUGCCAACAAAGGUCAUGACAGCUGGGCUCUGUUUUGAAUGCAAACAAUUGGGUCACCUGUCCAAGGAUUGCCCAAAGUUCCACAAGGCCAAACCAUUGCAUGUCAACGCAAACGCGGUUAAAGUAUGCCCCAAGAGCAAGGUCAGGGUGUUGUUGGUCAUGCUCAAAGAGCUAGACAAACUCACCAGGCUGAAGGAAAAAAUCAAGAUCAACGCAGUGGACGUCAGGCGGAAGAACAAAGAGCCGGGACCAAAACAUGUCAAGCAAAAUGCUAUCAAGGUUAAGGACCACACAAGGAAGGUCCCAAACACGCUGAUAGUUGAAGCCAAGCUCAAAGGCAAGUCUGUUUGCGUACUGCUAGACUUGGGAUGCCAAACUGACAUAGUAUCCACAACCAUUGUUGACCAACUCAGGUUACCAACAGUGAAACUCAUGAAACCACUGCAAGUACAGUUGGCAAUGGCAGGGUUGCGAGGGACGCUACAUUAUGGUGUAAAAGCUAGAAUAGAGUACCAAGGAAUUGAUGAGUAUUGA